Messenger RNA from Branchiostoma belcheri (Belcher's lancelet), 1917 nucleotides. RefSeq names its product hyaluronidase-1-like. Gene Ontology annotation, biological process: carbohydrate metabolic process; hyaluronan catabolic process. NCBI's taxonomy places the organism in Eukaryota, Metazoa, Chordata, Leptocardii, Amphioxiformes, Branchiostomatidae. The transcript has 6 exons. The record is from RefSeq and is a predicted model, not a curated record. The coding region runs from base 191 to 1567 and encodes 458 amino acids. Gene Ontology annotation, molecular function: hyalurononglucosaminidase activity.
UCGUGAGUCGGCGCGUCCUGUCGGUGGAAUGCAAGAUUUAAACAUCACUGACUUGCUCUUGUGCUACGAAAAGAUGGGAAAAACUGUGAUGUAGGCGUUUGUUUGACAAUCACCUGUUCGGGGAAACUCAGCCAAGCGAGCUUGCAGUAUUCAGGUACUGUACAGGGGUAAAAAACAGUCACUUAAAAAUAUGACCUCAUCAAAGAAGGUUGUGCAUUACGCUGCCAUUUUUGUCCUCUAUGUUGUCGAGGUUUGUACGAAAAGUGUGACCGUUCCCUUUGUGACACCGCCCCUCCCUUCCCGACCAUUUCUCGCCGUGUGGAACGUCCCGUCGGAGAAAUGUGGAUCAGAAUUUGGGGUGGACCUCAGCCUUGACUCCUACAACAUCGUGUCCAACCCUGGCCAGGAGUGGAACGGCACCUACAUGACCAUCUUCUACUCACAACAAAUGGGGCUUUAUCCUUACUACAACGACAACAACCUUCCCAUCAAUGGAGGAAUACCACAGGUUGUGAAUAUGACCGCCCAUCUGGCCAAGGCAGCUGAGGACAUCAGGACUCUGAUUGCUGACCCUGAGUAUCGAGGGCUGGCCGUUAUUGACUGGGAGGGAUGGAAACUUGUCUGGAACAGAAACUGGGAUACCAAGGCAAUCUACAAGAAUGCGUCCCGAGCGCUGGUAGAAAAACAACAUCCUGAUUGGCCAAAGGAAAAGAUUGAGGCUGCUGCUAAAGAAGAGUUUGAAACCGCAGGCCGGACCAUGUUCACUCAGACCGUUCUCCUGGCACAAAAGCUACGUCCAAAUGCCCGCUGGGGGUACUACCUCUUCCCUGACUGCUAUAAUUAUAAGAAAAAUAUGUACAAUGAAACAGCAGAAUAUAGCUGUCCACAAAUAGAGCUAGAACGGAACAACCAGAUACAGUGGCUGUUCCAAGAUAGCACAGCCUUGUAUCCAUCUAUCUACCUCAGCAGUCGAUUUGAGCAAACUGAAGAUUCGCGAUGGUUUGUACACUUCCGCAUGAAGGAAGCAUUCCGUAUGAGAGCAUCACGGACUGGGCCAAAUAUUCCUGUGUAUGCAUACAUCAGGUUUGUGUAUGAAGAUACCGGGGAAUACCUGACAAAGUGGGACAUGGUCCACACAAUGGGCCAGGCUGCAGACAUGGGGGCUGAUGGGAUAGUGAUCUGGGGAACCUACCUAGAUGGAGGAUCAAAGGAGGCAUGUCUGAAACUGCAAAGCUACCUCCAGACCACGCUCGGUCCCUACAUCCUCAAUGUCACAACUGCAGCUGAGAGGUGCAGCCAACAACACUGCAGUAACCAUGGAAGGUGUGUCCUAGCAACAGGGAGCCAUGGCAACCACGACAUCAUCAACAAUGUCAUGGAGACAAAGGAAAAUUUUAUCAAAUAUACCAUUGAUAGUUCUUCAAUUGGAAAAUCGAUGAGAAAAGAUGACUUGGGAAAAUCUGACAGUGAUGUGAACAAUGUUAUGUCUGCAGGUUUUUAUCAUGAGAUUCCCACAUGUCAAUGUUACCUCGGCUGGACCGGGGAAACUUGCAAUCACAAAGUUUGAACUAAUUAAACACAUAGACUUUUAUUGUUACACAUAGACUAUAAGUGUGAAUGCUGAAUUCUGUGUGUUCGAAAGUACAGACACCAGGCCAGUACCAUAGCCAUUUAGUAUCUCUAAAAAAAGUUCUCAACAAUUUCUAUUAAAAUUUUUUUAUACAUGUCAAGGUUUAUGGGACCAUUAAUGCUUUGUGCUACUUUAUGUAAAAUAUAUGUAAUUCUAAGUUAAGCGUCAUUGUUUCGCUCAUGUUGUCCAUAGAUAAUUGAUUUUACCAUCAUCAAAUCGUUUUAUUUUUGUAUCUUUAUACCACCACAACCGUUUUAGUAAACAAGAGAAUUUAUCUUUGUCUCAUU